GGUUGUGCGCAAUGUAUGGGCCUUGGCGGUGGAUUUCUAGCAACAGUGUACGACGCCAAAACAGGUCGAGUACGAGUUCUCAACGCGAGGGAACGAGCUCCAGCAGCAACGCAGAAAGACAUGUUCAUGAACGCCUCAUCAACCGUAGGCGGACUGGCUAUAGCCGUGCCCGGCGAACUGAGAGGUUAUGGCGAGCUCCAUCGGGAGUACGGACACCUGCCCUGGGGGGAACUAGUUCGACCAACGGCAGAACUUUGUCGUCAAGGCCACCGCGUCAGCCCAUACAUGGGUCGCGCUUUGAAAACGUACAGCAGCAGGAUCCACGAAGAACCCUCCAUGAGAGAAUUGUACGUCAAUCCGGAGACUGGAGAGGUGUGGAACGAAGGCGAUCUCAUCCGCGAGCCCACGCUGGCGCGAACGCUGGACGUAAUCGCAGAAGAGGGGCCGGAGGCGAUGCACAACGGAUCCCUCACGGCGGUACUGGUCCGCGACAUACGGAAUUUCGGCGGUAUAAUUACAGAAGACGACCUCAGGAACUAUCAGCUCGAGUGGCAAGAGCCUAUUACGGUCCAACUAUCAGAAGAGCACACGCUGUACUCGGUGCCGCUGCCGGGCUCGGGGUCGGUGCUGGCCUUCAUACUGAACAUGUUGCUCGGUUGGGUCGGCGCCGGCAGCAACGUACUGGCCGGCAGCGAGCUGUACUGGCAUCGCAUCGUCGAAACGUUCAAGUACGCGUACGCCAAACGCACAGGCCUCGGCGACCCUUCUCGCUCUAACUCACCGUUUGACAUCAGAGAGCUAGAACGAAAUCUUUCCGAUCCUGCUUGGGCAAGAGAAUUCCGUGAGCAAGUAAAUGACACACAAACUUUCUCCGACUGGAGACACUACGGUGCUUUGUUCGAAGGUGCUGAUGACCACGGAACUGCUCACGUAGUAGUCGUUGCACCUGAUGGCAGUGUCGUUUCUGUUACAAGUACUAUCAACUAUAUUUGGGGCGCUCAAAGACGAUCAACAAGUUUAGGAAUAAUGUUGAACAACGAAAUGGAUGACUUCGCGAUACCUAAUCGCGAAAAUUCUUACGGAAUGCCUCCUUCUCCAGCGAACAUGCUAGCUCCAGGACUACAACCGUUAAGCUCUAUGGUCCCAUGCAUAGUUCUGUCGAGAAAUGGAACUGCAGAAUUGGUCAUUGGCGCCGCUGGGGGUACAAAGAUAACUACACAAAUCGCUUUGGUGGCAAUGCACACGAUGCUUGAAGGUGAAGAGUUUCCCGUUGUCAUACAACAGCCGCGUCUCCAUCAUCAGCUAGUACCAAUGGAAGUUGAACAUGAAGCAGAUUUCGAUGCGAAUAUCAUAUCAUCGCUGCGCAACAAAGGGCACGCGACUACGGCUCUCGGGCCGACAGCGGGAUUCGCCUCGAUGGUCGGGGCCGCUCGUGACGCCGACGGCCUUCUUGUCCCUCAGACCGACCGGAGAAGAGUAGGCAGCGUCGACGGCUUUUAACAUUCCAAAUAAAACAUUGACUGAUAUAGAAUAAAAAAGUUAUAGUUGGCGAAAAUAUAAAUAGGCGUAACAAAUUAUAAAUAUUAGAAGGCACAAAUAAUAAAAAUAAAUUGAGUAUCAAGUUUGAUAUUCUUCUUUAAUGUUUAUAUACUAUUGCUGACGACUACGAUAGCACAUUUUUAUUUAUACAAUAAAUAUUAAAUAUUCCACUACUGGA
Messenger RNA from Melitaea cinxia (Glanville fritillary), 1717 nucleotides. Its product is annotated as glutathione hydrolase 1 proenzyme-like. Bases 16 to 1500 code for a protein of 494 amino acids. Gene Ontology annotation, molecular function: glutathione gamma-glutamate hydrolase. NCBI's taxonomy places the organism in Eukaryota, Metazoa, Arthropoda, Insecta, Lepidoptera, Nymphalidae. Gene Ontology annotation, biological process: glutathione catabolic process. Gene Ontology annotation, cellular component: plasma membrane. The transcript has 7 exons. The record is from RefSeq and is a predicted model, not a curated record.